Molecule: messenger RNA, 627 nt
Organism: Caenorhabditis remanei
Lineage: Eukaryota; Metazoa; Nematoda; Chromadorea; Rhabditida; Rhabditidae
Exons: 4
Coding region: 1-627 (208 amino acids)
Source: RefSeq, a predicted model, not a curated record
AUGUCGCUUAGCAAACCAACUGUUUCCUUGUCCUCAGGUCGUUCCGCAGAAGUCCAAGCCAAGAUUGCUAAAAAUCGGAUGAAGGCCUUGGAGAAGAGAGUGGCAUUUCUCGAAAAGGAGAGCACCGAGCUUAAGAAUCUACGGAUCAAACUGAAGAUCGCUAAAAGCCGGGGAAAUGCUUUGGAAAGAAGGCUUAACUUGAUCUCCCAGGAUAAUGACAUAUUAGCCCAGGAUAAUGACACAUUAGCCCAGGAUAAUGACACAUUAGAAGGAGGAAUAGAUGCCCUCCAGGCCGAAGUAGCCCGAAAAGAUCUGGAGAUCGCCAGGCGAGAUGCGGAACUAGCAUGGUUUAAUUGGAAUGAAGAGGUUCGGGAGGAGAGCCGUAUUUGCCAACUCUGCCUCCAGGAAUAUAGCCAUGAAGCCAAUAUUCCAAAAGUCAUAGCCUGCGGCCACAUCUGCUGUCACAACUGCUUGGCUCAGGUGACUGAGGAAAUCAAUGGGGUGGUGGUGGCCAGGUGUUGGAUAUGCCGACGGUAUACAAAAAAGCCUCAGGACCGUGAUUUCGCCACAGCCUUUAUUGUACUUCCCCGUCUUUUGCCACGGCCACCAGCAUUUGUUCAACUUUAG